UGAAGCGGCGCGAAUUUCUACGAGAAGCAGGAAAAUAUUUUUAGCUGUCAACUUUUUUUUUUUUUCGUGAUUAUUUUAUAAUUUUUCAUAAAGCAUGUUGAAUUUGAAUUGUGUUAUAUGCGCGGAACUGUUCACGCCAUCCGAUGAAGUCUACGUUACUUCCUGUGGGCAUAUGUUUCACCACACUUGCCUCAUGCAAUGGCUCGAGCGCUCAAAAACUUGUCCACAAUGCCGCAACAAAUGCACAACUCGCAAUAUAUUGCGUGUGUAUUUCAAUGUAGCCAAUUUAGAUACCAGUCGCAUCGAUGUUGGCUCGCUGCAGGAGCAAUUGGACAAUGCUAAUUUGGCCAUUCAAUUGAAGGACAGGGAACAAAAAAAAGCUGAACAACGUUUGAGGGAGCUAAAGGACAUUCAAAAGAAGUGCUUAAAAACUAUAAGUGGCUUGGAGGCCAAGGUGAGGAACAAUGAAUUUACCAUUACCAGCUAUGUAGAGCAGUUGAGAAUGCUUAAAAACGAGGUAUUGAUCAUGGACGCCGUGCGCAAGGAGAACAAUAUGUUGAAGGAGAACAUCAACUUAUUUGAAAGCGUUGCAGCUAUGUUAACAGCAACCGCUUCCGAUACUGAAAAUUUGCUGAGUAACGAAUCGAAUCCUCGAGUCUUAGCCAGUUGGGUUUCGACACUGAAGCGCGAGCUGCGCCAAUGCGAAUCCAAGAAGGUGGAAUUGCGCAAUGUGAUCAAAACUGUACAGGCUGAUCUACGCCGUGAGCUGGACUCGAAACGUCAGCUGGAAGAGCAAGUCUCACAGCUAGAGAGCGAUCUGUAUCGUACACAACAGAAGCUUAAGAUAAAUAAGACUAAGCCAAUAGAAUUGGAUGCUUUAAAUAAUUCCUUAGGACUUAACACCAACCUUAUAGCAAUAAAGCAAGAGGACAGGCGCAACACUAUCUCACCAACAACUAAAGAGAACAUCAAGCGCAUUGAGGAGUCAACCUCACCCUACCUGAAUAUCAAAUCGAGCAGCGUUGGCAUUUCCCAUUUGCUCAAACCUCCCGAGCUGAGCAUGACCAAAAUCUCGCCGAUCAAGAGUGGAUCAGGCAUUAGCAUGGCCUCGCAUGGCGUCAUACGUAAGACUCACAGUGAUCUUAGCGAAAAGUAUUCGAUAUUCAAGAAACCUCGCCUCUUGAUGACCGGCACCUCCAGCUCGUCGGCUGCAAUGGGGUCAAAUUUCGCAUACAAUGGCAUGGGCGGUUCGGAGAAGAUAGAUCCAUUUUUGCAGCGUGAUGAGGAGGAGAACGAGCAGCAGAACUUGCCAACGCCUAAACCAUCAACAAUUAAUUCACGCUUGAAGGCGGGCUCGCUGCGUAACUUCAAGUUAACUAAAUGAAAAUAGUUAGAAUAGCCAGAAGAAAAACAAGACUGCAACAACU
Drosophila arizonae is the source of this 1427-nucleotide messenger RNA. It is a transcript of the gene nopo, whose product is annotated as TRAF interacting protein no poles. NCBI's taxonomy places the organism in Eukaryota, Metazoa, Arthropoda, Insecta, Diptera, Drosophilidae. The record is from RefSeq and is a predicted model, not a curated record. Gene Ontology annotation, molecular function: ubiquitin protein ligase activity. Gene Ontology annotation, biological process: protein ubiquitination; replication fork processing. Gene Ontology annotation, cellular component: nucleus; site of DNA damage.